AUGAGCGGUGAAUUAGCAAACUAUAAAAGGCUUGAGAAAGUUGGUGAGGGUACAUACGGUGUUGUAUAUAAAGCACUAGAUUUGAGACCAGGACAAGGUCAAAGAGUGGUUGCAUUGAAGAAAAUUAGAUUGGAGAGUGAAGACGAAGGUGUUCCUAGUACCGCCAUCAGGGAAAUCUCGUUAUUGAAAGAACUGAAAGAUGACAACAUUGUAAGGUUGUAUGAUAUCGUUCAUUCUGAUGCGCACAAGCUGUAUCUUGUUUUUGAAUUUCUCGAUUUGGACUUGAAAAGAUAUAUGGAGGGUAUACCAAAGGAUCAAUCGCUAGGUGCUGAUAUUGUCAAAAAGUUUAUGAUGCAACUUUGUAAGGGUAUUGCAUACUGUCACUCGCAUCGUAUUCUACAUCGUGAUUUAAAACCUCAAAACUUGUUAAUCAAUAAAGAUGGAAAUCUAAAAUUAGGUGAUUUCGGCCUCGCACGUGCUUUUGGUGUUCCAUUGAGAGCUUACACUCAUGAAAUCGUCACUCUGUGGUACAGAGCGCCAGAAGUAUUAUUAGGUGGGAAGCAGUACAGUACAGGUGUUGAUACAUGGUCUAUUGGGUGUAUAUUCGCCGAGAUGUGUAAUAGGAAACCGAUUUUCAGCGGUGAUAGCGAGAUCGAUCAAAUCUUCAAGAUAUUUAGGGUUUUGGGGACACCAAACGAAGCCAUAUGGCCAGACAUUGUCUACUUGCCCGAUUUUAAAUCGAGCUUUCCCCAGUGGCGCAGGAAAGAUUUAUCACAAGUGGUGCCAAGUCUAGAUCCACGUGGUAUCGAUUUGUUGGACAAGUUGCUUGCAUAUGAUCCUAUCAACCGGAUCAGCGCCAGAAGAGCAGCCAUCCAUCCCUACUUCCAAGAAUCAUAA
Molecule: messenger RNA, 897 nt
Organism: Saccharomyces kudriavzevii IFO 1802
Lineage: Eukaryota; Fungi; Ascomycota; Saccharomycetes; Saccharomycetales; Saccharomycetaceae
Gene: CDC28
Product: cyclin-dependent serine/threonine-protein kinase CDC28
Exons: 1
Coding region: 1-897 (298 amino acids)
Biological process (GO): G1/S transition of mitotic cell cycle; signal transduction; protein phosphorylation
Cellular component (GO): cyclin-dependent protein kinase holoenzyme complex; cytoplasm; nucleus
Molecular function (GO): cyclin binding; ATP binding; cyclin-dependent protein serine/threonine kinase activity
Source: RefSeq, a predicted model, not a curated record